Molecule: messenger RNA, 870 nt
Organism: Brassica napus (rape)
Lineage: Eukaryota; Viridiplantae; Streptophyta; Magnoliopsida; Brassicales; Brassicaceae
Exons: 3
Coding region: 176-574 (132 amino acids)
Source: RefSeq, a predicted model, not a curated record
CGGAAACACACAUGUCGUUUCCUUCAACACCCAUCUGUCAAAGCAUCGUAAGACGUGGCGACACGUGUGACGAGACGGCACCCUUACUUGUAAAACAAGUCCUCAUCUUCUUCUCUCAGUCGUUCGUCGGUGGUAUCACUACCGUUCAUCGUUUUGCCGAAGCACAAGAGAUUGAAUGAACAUGGAGGGAGAAAAGAGAACUCCACUGAGCGCGAGAAAGAAACACAAGAGGAAAAGCAAGAGACUUGUCAGGAGUAUCGUCACCUACCUCAAGUCCGAUGCAUACUUGUACGCUCCUCUGUUUUCCGAUUUGUCACCGCUCCCGCCGCAGAUACAUACGCCUCCACCGUCUAACUCCGAAUCUUCUAAGACAGAAGACUUGCCUGUUGCAGACUGUGAAGCAGGUACAUCGAAAAUCACGAACUUGGUUACGAUGGAAGUAUCAACCAUGAGGGAAGAUAACAGGAAUCUCAGGUCAGACACUGCAGACCAUGCAUUGCAUAACGGAAGGAUCAGCUCUUCGAAACGAUCACUUGUCAUCUUAGACGGACAACGAACUGGAGUAAGCCGUUGAAACAGAUCUGUCACCACCUUUUUUUGUCUAUUCCAAAGGAAAAGACGGUGAAGCCAGAUCCAUGGGGAGUUCCGAUCAAGUGAGGUUAAUGUGUAGACAUAAUAGCCAAUGUAAUCAUUGUAAAAUACAAAUUUAAUUAAUUAGAUGCGAUAGUUACAAGAGCUCUUGGAGAGGAGAAGAAGAAUAGGGUUUAUCAUGUGAUUGUAAAGCGUUUCUUGUUGAUAAGCUUUUUAGGAAGUGAUGUAUGAAUGAGGAUGACAAAGAUGUGUCCUGUCUGAACAUAUUGCCAUGUUACA